This is a messenger RNA of Lodderomyces parapsilosis, 1251 nucleotides long. RefSeq names its product DNA-directed RNA polymerase I subunit. Gene Ontology annotation, molecular function: DNA binding. The transcript has a single exon. Lineage: Eukaryota; Fungi; Ascomycota; Pichiomycetes; Serinales; Debaryomycetaceae. Gene Ontology annotation, biological process: RNA polymerase I preinitiation complex assembly; transcription elongation by RNA polymerase I; nucleolar large rRNA transcription by RNA polymerase I. The record is from RefSeq and is a predicted model, not a curated record. The coding region runs from base 1 to 1251 and encodes 416 amino acids. Gene Ontology annotation, cellular component: RNA polymerase I complex.
AUGUCAUCAUCAUCUUCUUCUUCUUCUUCUUCGCAUAUCAAAGUCUCAUCAUACACUGAUGAGCCAGUUGCUGCAGUAGGUUCAUUUUUCAACGGACUUUCAAUCCCAUCAUCAACUGAAUUUGACAUUUACAAAAACAAGAAAACCAAUGAGUAUCUAAUCCAUGGCGAAUCUGAUCAUUUAGAAUAUAAUGGGGACUCUAAAGAAACACAAGACUUGAAUGAAUAUGUAGUGGCCAUGUAUGAUCCCAACACCAAAUCAGUUGAAUUGUUCAAAACACCAUAUUUUCAAACCAAAGUUACUUCAAAACAAUACAAGAUAUACAAAGGACCAUCGGUUAGAUCAACUGGUGUCAAGAAUAUAACUCAACGAAAUGCCUUGGGUGAAGCGUUUGGUACCAAGAAAGCCAAACAAGCUAUUACCAAUUUGGAAAAGAAUAGAAUCGAUGCUGAUAAAUUACAAGAUAUGGAAAUGGAUAUUAUUGAUUCUGUUCAAGAUACACUCACCAAUAAUGCACAAUCAUCAACCACCAAGGGUCAAACCAAUAAUGAUGUCACUGAUUUCUCCAAUAGUCCCAUUCCUAAGCCAAAUGUCGAUGCCACAAAUGUCGAAGACAUUUACCCCAUCAAAACCAUCAUCCCCGCCAAAGAUUGGUCGUAUAUCCGAGUUCAAUCAAUAUUCACCGACUCUGAUCCCAUUAAACAAUUUCCAUCAUCACCGGAAUUUAUCAAACAACAACUAUCAUCAAUUAUCGAACAUCAAAAUUUGGAAAAAUUGCAAAUCUUGUACUACGCAUCAUUACUAUUUGCCAUUUAUUCCAAUCGUCGUGGUGUUAGUUCCAAAGAUCAACUAAUGAACAAAUUAGACCCCAAACCAUCAGAGGCGUUGAUUGAUACCAUAUUGGGAAACUUUACCAUUGCUCGUACUUCCAAAUUCGGUAAAUCCAAAGAUCGGUCAUUUACUAUUGACCCUCAUAAUGAAGAUAAAUUGCUUUGUUAUUUAAUCAUUUUGAUUUUACAUUUAUCCAACUUUUCAGUGGCUUUGAACCCAUUGGCUCGUGAUUUGAAAUUGAAACCCACGAAAUUAGUGGCAUUAUUCAGAGCCGUGGGGUGUAUUAUCAAAUCAGCCACUGUGGGUGAAGCUGAAGCAUUGGGUAUACCAAAGAGUAGUGUUGGUACUUACAAGAUUGCUCAUUUGAAAGUGCCAUUCAAAAUGCCGGAAUUGACUAGAAAAAGAGGUGGAAAGAGGUAA